GACUGUGGGGUACUGUACUGACCUCUCCCUCUCUGACCCCUCCCCCCCACCCUCUAGUCCCUAGUCUCUCGUCUGCCUGCUUGCUUGCUUCCCUUCCCUGCCAUGCCCUCAGUCUCAAGUCCCAUAUCCCAUAAUAAAGGCUACAUUUGCCACUGUUUUGUGGGGUUUUGGGCCCAUCUCUGAAAAGGCCUGUUUCUGUGUGUCCUCAUCUUCUAGUCACCAAUCUCUGUUUGAGAUCCGUCCUCAUCAGGGCUCAGGGCUUUUAAUGGGAACCCAUCUUCAAAGUCUUUCAAUACCUGAAAAUGACCCAUUUAUUGUGAUGAACUUACAGAGGUUGGUAAUGGAGGAAGCUUUUAGGGUUUUUCAUCCUUUCUUAGUCAAGGACCAUCUUUUUCUUAGGUUGGCACCCUAAAAUGGUGUGCUCAACAUGGCGGGCAGUGUCUCGAUCGGACCUUCUAUGGCGCAACCUCUGCCGCCGUAUCUGGGGCCGGGCACGGCGGCUUCAUGACACAUGGCGGGAAGAGUUUAUCUACCGCCACCGCACCGCCAUGAACUUUCGGAACCGCCGGUAUAACUAUACGACACUGGAUUUUGACCCAGCUUACGUCAGCUCCGGCACAGCCACAGCUCUCUCCUGCCGCUGCCUGGCACUCUCCGACUUCCACCUCGCCGUGGGUUUCGAGGAUGGCACCGUUCGCCUCUUUGACCUCGCCACCCGCCUCCACGUCAGCACCUGCCUCCCUCAUCACAAUGUUCUUAUGGGUCCCUUCUCCCGCGCCGUCUCUGGCAUCAUCCUCUCUCGCGCCCGCCUCGUCUUCGCUUCCCUCCACGGCGACGUCAACGUCGCGGCUCUCGACAUCGUUGCCCCUCUCGAUCCCGUUAUCCCCACUCGCCACGUCCAUUUGGGACAGGGCGCCAGCGACGGAGCCCUAGUCGACUUCGCCGGCUGCAGCCGCUGGUGGGUCGGCCUCUACGCCGGCGCCCCUGGCCAAGCCUUCCGCAUCUGGGAUGGCGAAACCGAAGAGCUCGUCUUCGUCGGUGGGACCCUCACCGACCCAGAAGCCGUCAUGGGCUGGCACAUGUUCACAGAGUUAGCCGAUUUCGUUGGCCGAGUGCGAGUCACGAGCCAGGAAUCGGCCGUGGCAUGCACGAGUCGCCGAGUCAUCGUCUUCAACCUUAGAAACGGAGGCAAUGUACACGGGGAACAAGAGUUCGCGCCAGGGUUUAUCGUGGGCAGCCUCGACGCCAACAAUGAGGCGUACGUUAUCGUGGACGGGAGGGGCGUGGCUAGCGUACGCAGGGCGGAGAAUCUAGAAGAGGUGUGCAGGUUUGUAGUGGGAGGUACCUCGCAGAGGCGAGUUUUGGGGUGCAUGAACGGGGGGUACGCCCUGAUGUGCAUCGGGAGUGUGAUAAGAGCGUGGGAGGUGGAACGUGGGGUGUAUCUGUACAACUUGAGGGAAAGAACGUUAGGGGAUCUGGUUGCCAUGGUGGCAGAUGAUAGAUACGUGGCAGCAUGCAACAGUGACACCACGAUUCACUUGUGGGACUUUGGGGCCCAAUAAGAGGAACAGAAUUGGGCCUUAGGCCCAUGUGUGAUUGGGUUGGGCUCCGAACCUAACUGACUUAGUUGGAUUUACCUUGACGAUGUGGGAUGGGCGUGAGAUGCGCCGUUUUGGGGACUUGGCUUUUUUGUUGACCUCACCCUAGGAGACUAGUCUUGAUUUUUCUAUUCUAGAGAGAGAGAGAGAGAGAGAAGGGCUUUGUUGAUGCUGUACAGCUCUCUCUUUGACUGACUUGUAGCUUUGUUGGGCUCAAGAUGGUGGGCUAUUUAUUAUUCUUGGGUAUGUACUUGGUUGUUUGUAGUAAGUGAAUGGAUGGGCAUUGCCCUUGGAUGA
This is a messenger RNA of Vitis vinifera (wine grape), 1895 nucleotides long. RefSeq names its product transcriptional regulator STERILE APETALA. Gene Ontology annotation, molecular function: protein binding. Lineage: Eukaryota; Viridiplantae; Streptophyta; Magnoliopsida; Vitales; Vitaceae. The record is from RefSeq and is a predicted model, not a curated record. Bases 414 to 1562 code for a protein of 382 amino acids. Gene Ontology annotation, cellular component: preribosome, large subunit precursor. The transcript is spliced from 2 exons.